AUGCAAAGGAGUAUGGACCUCCUCGCUACAGGUUGCGCAAACUUCGGUCUCAACAUCAACAAGGACCAAACGGUGGUCAUGCACCGACCGCCGCCGGGUGCUGACCACAAUGCUCCACGCAUCAACCUCAAUGGCGCCGAGCUCAAAAACGUUGACAAAUUCGCCUAUCUCGGCAGCACGUUAUCCCUCAACACCCGCAUCCACGACGGGUUGCUCGCAGGAUCUCCAAAGCCAGCCAAGACUUCAACCGGCUUCAAGCCUCUGUAUGGAAUCUUCAUGGUCUCAAGUUGUCCACGAAACUGA
Dibothriocephalus latus is the source of this 303-nucleotide messenger RNA. The record is from the annotation of a GenBank genome assembly. Lineage: Eukaryota; Metazoa; Platyhelminthes; Cestoda; Diphyllobothriidea; Diphyllobothriidae.